GGUAUCCUAAAUCCCCUAAAACACAAAACAAUCAUGGAAUCUAUGCUCUUUCUUGGCAAUGUAGCAUCAUUUCCCAUCCUCGUAUCCAACACUUCCACUGUGAGCUCUCUGCAGAAGACUAAGCUUCAUUUCAGCUUCAGUAAUCAUACGUCUCCAUCACUUACCUCUCGCAAUACAUGCCACCCAGGCAGGAAAUUACUCAAUCCUACGAUUCGAGCACUGGAUGGAUCAUCAUCGGUACCUUCAGGAAAUGACAGGAAAGCUAACAAAAUUGCAAAAAAUACAGCGCGAGCAUCUAUUGCUCUUGCCUGUGUUCUGGGUAUUAUUGGUGCCAGCUUGAAGAUGAACCCUGAAGCCAUUGCAGGGCCGAGGGAGAAGUUUCAGAAAGCUCCUCAAAUAGUAUCUAAUAGCCCCGCAUAUCCAUUAGGUGGGCGAUAUGCACUUAAAUCAUUAUUGGACGUGAACGUCUACCUGGCUUCAACUAAAAUAGAGCCUCCAGGACCUCCUUCCAGACUGCCCGCGAGGCCUUCGAUGGAAAAUGUUUAUGACAUUAAGUCAGAUGCCGUGCGGCUAAUAAAAUGCGGAAAACCUGAAGAAGCAGUGUCCUUGCUGGAAAAUUCAUAUAAAUUCUAUGAACAUGAUACUGAGCCCGCAUACAAUGUAGGGAUGGCAUUAAUAGAGAUUCUCAUUUGUCAGGGAAAAUACAAGGAAGCAUUGCAGUACUGCAACCGUUUCACGGGCGAACAAGUUCUACCUUCAGAUGGUCGAAUUCCCCUUUACAAGGCAAUUAUAUAUACGAUGUUGGAUCAGAGGGAUGAAGCAAAGAAAUGGUGGGAAAAAUACGUGGAAACUGUUGAUGCAGAUCAGUUUGAUCACAGAAGUUUUUAGAAUGUGCGGUAAAUUACAACAUCAGUUAUCAUUCUUCCAUUGAUCCCACAAUUCCUUGCAGAAACUAAAAAUAAAAAAUAAAAAACAAGAAGAACACCAUACUUUUUGGCUUUUCUUGUUGAAAAAACCCCCAAGACAGCAAUUAGUAUGAACUUAUUUAUUUGUUUGAAAUCAUCAAAAUUGUUUUUGUGCAUAGAAUUUUAUGACAUGGCUACUAUUUGAAUAAACUAAACCUGUUCAAUUGAGCCUGAAAAUAUUCGAGCCUACAAUUUGAGCUCAACCUGGUUGUAUGAGCUUCUCCUUUUGACAAAGUUCGAUCCAAAACAAUAUGAUUUAGAUAAGUACAUAUAAUGAAAUUAAAUGAGUUUGUUUUAAAAAAAAUAUAUAAUUUUAAAUCCCUUCAAGUUUUUUCAAAUUUAGAGACAAACGAGCUUU
This is a messenger RNA of Ricinus communis (castor bean), 1323 nucleotides long. RefSeq lists its product as uncharacterized. Gene Ontology annotation, molecular function: protein binding. Bases 34 to 888 code for a protein of 284 amino acids. The transcript has 4 exons. Lineage: Eukaryota; Viridiplantae; Streptophyta; Magnoliopsida; Malpighiales; Euphorbiaceae. The record is from RefSeq and is a predicted model, not a curated record.